AAAUGCAAUGCUUUUCCAUUUGCGAGGGCUGAGAGUCUGUGGAGUUUACAACAUUUUCGUGAAAAAAUUCCCCUCUAGGUWCUUUGCUAAUGCUAAAAACAUGGAGUGCAAUGACUUAUCUGCUGGGUUUAUAACAUGUCCUAACCAUGAAACAGCCAAAGCUCUUGCCAGGGGAAUGGUUGAGAAAAACUUAGUAGCUUGUGUCAAUAUAAUACCAAAUAUCACAUCAAUUUAUGCAUGGGAAAAUAAAGUUGAAGAAGACUCUGAAUUUAUGUUGUUGAUAAAAACAAGAAGUACAAGAAUACCAGAUGUCACUGAUUACAUAAAAAAAAAUCAUCCAUAUGAUGUCCCAGAAGUCAUCAGUUUCAAGAUUGAUCAAGGAAACCCGGGUUAUCUGGACUUUGUAAGAACAAAUACAGUUGAAAAUCCUCAGAAAUCUGAACCAUAGACUGGUGUUUUGUAGACAUAUUGUACAGCACUACAAAGAAUGAUAUACAGCACGUUGAAUUAUCUACAAUUCAUUAGAUGUGCUUCAUUACAAAAUUCUAGUGUUGUUUCAGUCGUAGCUGAUAGACGAAUGAUUAAGUUAUUGAAAGUUUUUUUUUUAAGUUGUAGACAUAAACAAUAAGUUCUGUGUCACUGAAGAGUWAUGCAAUGUGUGCAUUUAUAGUUGGUUGUACAAAAAGAUGUACAAAAGAAUUGCAGACAAGCUCUGGGGUCACAAUGAAUAAUCUUGUAUAAUUCUUAUAUUUCCACUGAGCCUCGUCUGCAAUUCUGAAAUAUCUAAAGUCAGCUUAUUGCAUUGGUACAAAGUGAAUGAUUUCCAUUUGCAAUAAGUCUAAGUGUUUGCAGAUUUGCUAAGAUUUUACAUUUGCACUAAAGAAGGCAAUGGAUCAGUUUAUUUCUGAGUUACCUGUUCGUUUCUCAUCAAAUGUUGUUAAAACGGUUCUUCAACCUGCAAAAGGUAUUAAUUUUAUUCCCAUAGAAGUGUACCACACAAUCAUUAUAGCUUGUACUAGUUUUCAUAUAAGGAUGUUAUGAUAUUGCAGUAUCUUGUACUAGUUUCCAUAUAAGGAUAUUAUGAUAUUGCGAUGUGACAUCACAAUAAUGCAGUCUUAAUUUUAAAAAGUUGUUGUUAUUCAACUAGUUACACAGUGAUGCCGAAAAGAAGCUGAAAACUCUAAAUAUUGACCAGUUUUUUACCCUUAUCUGUUGGUARAAUAURAUUUCACAAUUUGCAAUGCAGUGUAUUACACUCUAUUUCACACAAGAACUAAAAUGUCAUUUACUCAUCAGUUAAGUUUUAUUUCGGCUGGUCAUGUAGACAUGCAAGAGAGCAACAUUUUAUGAAAAGACAGUUUCUGAUAUUUUAAUCAUAAAGUGUAUUAGCCAUGUGGGUUAGCCACGAGUCUUAUUUGCAGUAGAAAUCAAAAAGUGCUUUUAUUGUGGUAUUAGCAAUAGUUUUUGAUAACAAUAAUAAUUAUCAUUUACAGUGGUUAGCAUUAGUUAACGAUAUUGGAGGUGUACAUUUCAUUAUGGAAUUUGUUGUAAAAAAAUCACAAAGGGUUUUGGAAUUAUUGCUUGCUUUGGAGUUGCCUUAUUUGUUUCUUUCCAACUCAGUUGGAAUUAUGUAUGGUUCGAGUCUCUUUAUAUGCAUUCUAAAUAUAGCGAUACUCAGUGUUUAUCAACAAACUCAUUCUUAUGUUACUGUGCCAACCAUGAUCAGAAUGGCUUUUCACAAGUCACUUUGUUCUAACAGCCAGUCGUCUUCUGGUUGGCACAUGAAUAACAAAGGCUUAUGUCACAUUAAGUAUAUUAGCUAUACUUGUAGAUGCAUAGUACAGUAGUUGAAUACUUUGAAAUGUCUCUCUACUGGUGGAAUUCUGUUUCUGGAAAAAAUCUAGUGUCCCCUUGGAGGACAAAGUGAUUUCCAAGGAGUAUGWGAGUCUUAAACAUCUACAUUUCCUACAAAAUACAAAAAGUGUUUCUGUGAAAUGUUAUCAUGUGUAAUACAAUGCAUGUAAAGCCAGACUUCAGUUUAAGUUUUAAUCAAUUUACUAGAUAAAAAUGAAAUAAAAGCUUGUCGUGCAA
This is a messenger RNA of Exaiptasia diaphana, 2091 nucleotides long. RefSeq names its product protein CutA homolog. Gene Ontology annotation, molecular function: copper ion binding. Gene Ontology annotation, biological process: response to metal ion. The record is from RefSeq and is a predicted model, not a curated record. The transcript is spliced from 6 exons. Lineage: Eukaryota; Metazoa; Cnidaria; Anthozoa; Actiniaria; Aiptasiidae. The coding region runs from base 8 to 448 and encodes 146 amino acids.